AUGGGACGUUACGUUACGGGGCGUUUGCGUAACGCGGCGAAUUUCGGCACUGCGGUGUCGGUCAGAGGCGUGACCUUGGCGCGGUACAGCGACGCCGCCCUUGACCGGCGCAACAGCCCUCCCACGUUCGUCCACGCCAUAAAGCGAAAUCAGGAAGGCCCAAGCGGCUCAAUGGCGAGUCGACUCCAUCAAACGAGAGUCGCCCCUGCUGCUCCGGCGAUAGCGACGAGGAUUGCAUGUGACGAACACUACAAUUGGCCGCCGGCGGGCGUUGCGAGGAUGCGAACUUCCUCGUUUCAUCCAAAUUGGGACUGCGUGAGUCACGGCGGAUCUCUGUACGUUGAACGGGGCGUUUGUUUCGCCGCAGCGCUCGUUCGUGCGACACAUUGCGAGCGCAAACCAGCGGCGCGCUUAGUGAGG
Molecule: messenger RNA, 420 nt
Organism: Iphiclides podalirius (scarce swallowtail)
Lineage: Eukaryota; Metazoa; Arthropoda; Insecta; Lepidoptera; Papilionidae
Source: the annotation of a GenBank genome assembly